Messenger RNA from Fusarium verticillioides 7600, 1286 nucleotides. RefSeq lists its product as hypothetical. The transcript has 2 exons. NCBI's taxonomy places the organism in Eukaryota, Fungi, Ascomycota, Sordariomycetes, Hypocreales, Nectriaceae. Bases 477 to 986 code for a protein of 169 amino acids. The record is from RefSeq and is a predicted model, not a curated record.
GAUCGCCAACUCAACACCAGAGCCCAAGCUUCAACUUUCUCACCGACAGAGCCCAGAACAACGGUAACGACAAAAAGAUCCUCUUCUUGGGUAGACAAAACGGGCAACGGUUGGAAUUGGACUAUUCAGACUUCGAAAUAGCAAAAUGUCUAUUCCUAUGCAUCGACUGGGCGGUCGCGGUACGUCAUCACAAAGAACAUACCUAGAAGUUGUUGUUUUGCGCCGGAAUCGGCAACGCCAGAAUUCGAAGUGCGGCGCUUUGAUACGAGACGUCAAACACUGACAGUUGGAUCUGGUUAGCCUUUGCCCACGACGAUGACGAUAUUGAGCAAGAGUACGACCGAUUGAGAGACCUGGCGCGAGCCGAGGCGGAAAAGCGCAACGAUUGCUUCGCGCGCUCGCGUCAAGCAUAUGAAGAUGGCGAUGGUGCUGGAGCAAAGGAGCUCUCUAAUCAGGGCAAGGCACAUGCUGCCCGUAUGGAUGAUUACAACCAGCAAGCAGCCGAUUUCAUCUUUCGUGAGAACAACGCCUCUGGCCGUGUAGAGGCGGACUCGAUUGACCUUCACGGUCUCUAUGUCGAGGAGGCUGAGCGUAUUCUUGAGGAGCGCAUUCGCGCAGACCAGCGCAAUGGACAGACACAUCUCUAUGCCAUUGUCGGCAAGGGACACCACUCAGCUGGUGGUGUCCAAAAGCUCAAGCCCAAGGUCGAGGAGCUGUGCCAAGAACUUGGUCUCCGGUACGAAACCGAUGAGGACAACACAGGACGGAUUAUCAUCAACCUCCAGGGCGGAGAUCCCAUCCCUCCCUCGCACUCUGAUGGUUACGGUGGUCACCAUGGUGGGCAGCAGCAUCACCAGCCUCAGCAUCAUCAGCCUCAGCAUCAUCAGCCUCAGCACCACCAGCAGGAACAGCAGAACGAUGACGACGGACAGGUGCUGUCCUGGAUUCUAAAGAAGUUGGAGAAGGCCUGCUGUGUGGUCAUGUAAACCUUGGAUAUACUAUACUCUUCUGAGUUGCCAUUUGUGGAAUGCUUCUUUGGACUGCUUUUUUCACGCAUUUAUACCCUGAUCUUGUGGGGUUAAGAGAGAUUCUGGCUUUCUGGAUCUGUUUCUUGUGAUUACUCUAUCUUGUCCAGCAUUCUGGAAAGGCUAGACAAUAUAGACGAAAGACAUGCGAAACGCUCAUGUUAAGAAUUGAAUUGAUGGGAAUAUGUAUAAAGUCUUUGUUUGCUCGCUAGACAUAGGAAAGCUGUAUUAUAUGUAGAUCAAGGCUCCUGUAUACCCAAA